UUUUAAACGGGUCUCGGUGUUUUAGUUUCUCUUUCUCAUGUCUGCUUAAAACCCUAGAGAGAAAGUAGGUGUAUAUAGUGAGUUUUUAUUUGAAACAUCUCUUAUAAAAAGAUAAAGAUGAUUUACUUGUCACGAAUUAGGCAUUUAAAUUCUAAAUUUCAACAAUUCAAAUCAAGAUGCUACUCUCAGAUUUCCCAUGGAGUUUCAUCUACAUCUUACAUCGCUGUAAACAACAAAAUCCAAGUUUUUCAGCAACCCAAUCCAUUCAUUAAACCAACUGGCUCUGUAUACAUCAAUAUUAGAUCUUUUGCCGCCCCAGUUAAGGCUAAAUCUAAAUCGGGAGCUAAAGAUUCUAAAGGAACAAGGCUUAAUGAACAAAUUACCUCUGAUAUCAUUAGGCUUGUUAGCAACGAAGGGGAGCAUACAGUUGUUUCAAGGCGUGAGGCACUGGAGCGCGCAAAGAAGCUGAGUCUUGAUUUGGUUGAGGUUGGCCUUGACCAAAAGGAAAAAAUACCUGUUUGUAAGAUCAUGGACUUCCAUAGAGAAAAGUACGAAAAACAAGUAAAGGAAAAAGAUCGUACUAAAAACAAGUCAGAAGUUACUUUGCGCCAAGGGGACUGCAAAGAAGUUCGUUUUACAGGAAAAAUAGAACUAAAGGACCUUCAAAUGAAAGCUAAUAUGGUUAAGAGAUUGAUGGAGAAAGGCUAUCGGGUGAAGUGUACGGCAACGGGUAAAGAAGAUGAAGACUUUGGAGGAAAUUUAAGUCGUCUAACAGCUUUGCUAGAAGAUACUGCUGUUGUGGAAAGUGGUCCACUGGUGGAGAAAAAGCAGGCUUAUGUAAUUGUCAGGCACAUUAAGUUUGGGCGCCCCAAGAGCGGUCCUUCCAAGAAAGUUGAUGUCAGAAAGGAAUCUACCAAUUCAACAACCAACAACACUUCAGGCGAUAUUCAAACUCCGAUAAAGAUUGAUGAAGACUCUGGUUCAGAAUCCAACGAAAAUUCAGAUUCAGAAAUACCUUCUCCAAUCGAAAGUUUGUGGUCGCCUAUUGAUAAAAGAAGUGGUAGUGAUGUUGCUGGUAGGGAGGCUGGGAAAACUAAAGGUUUUAUCGAUGGACAAAGAGAUGGUGGUAUCCCAGUCAGAAAACCGCCAUUUGAGGCUGAGAAUCGUUAUGCCAGAAGAAAUGAACCUAGAACUGGCAUUCCACCGCCAAGAUUAUCAACUCCUAACCCGUUUGCCAGUGUCCCAAAAUUCUCCCCUUCAGUGCAGCAGAAACCCGAAAUGAACAGGAUUCCCCCAGGUCCAAUGGACUCCAGGCGCCCAGCCAGACCUCAACUUCCACCUUCGCCACCAUUGGUGGAAAAGAGGGAAAACGGUGCUUCAACAUUAAGAGCACAUUCUCGCCAAGGUAUUCCGACCUCUCCACCCCCAACAUCGGCGCCAGCACCAAAAUACGGAAUUUUCAGUAGUCAGAAACCUAAUAAUCCUCCUAACAUGCACAAUCCAACCACAGGAAGGACUGUAGAGGUAGAUUCAUCUAAUCAAAAAGCUGAGAGUGAGCAAAAGUCCAACGAACGGAAAUAUGGAAUAUUCAGCCGCAAGUAGAAUGUGUGACAGUUUUGAUAUUGUAUUCAGCAAGAUUGAGAAAUUUACUAGUUGAAGGCAUUACUCUCAUGUCAAUAGAACAAUUUGAUAAUCUUGAUUAAACCAAGAAAUGUUUCAAGUUAAUGAAAAGUAAAAAAUAAAAAAAAUUAGAAUA
Molecule: messenger RNA, 1756 nt
Organism: Papaver somniferum (opium poppy)
Lineage: Eukaryota; Viridiplantae; Streptophyta; Magnoliopsida; Ranunculales; Papaveraceae
Product: translation initiation factor IF3-1, mitochondrial-like
Exons: 8
Coding region: 118-1602 (494 amino acids)
Biological process (GO): ribosome disassembly; translational initiation
Molecular function (GO): translation initiation factor activity; ribosome binding
Source: RefSeq, a predicted model, not a curated record